Messenger RNA from Cylindrotheca closterium, 1365 nucleotides. The record is from the annotation of a GenBank genome assembly. NCBI's taxonomy places the organism in Eukaryota, Bacillariophyta, Bacillariophyceae, Bacillariales, Bacillariaceae.
AUGAGUGAAGAGUUGGUCUCUGCUGUAUCUGCCGACAAAAACUUUAUGAAUCAUUUUGACGAAAAUGAAGAUAAUGACAAGGUCACGGAUGGCGACAAGGUGGCCAAUGUCUUUUCCAAACAAAUGCCACCCAAUGCUUCUGAUCCUAAGAUCGCCGAUUCCUUGAUUGCCUCUCAAAUGGCUAAGCUAUCAGUCGCUGAUCGAGAAAAGGCAUACAUGGACGUUCAUGGGAUACCAGACCUUGUAGAAGAAACCCUAGAAUUAAUUCAAAAGAGUUUGUUGGAGUUGCAACACGAGAUCGACAUGCUACCUGACAAGAAGGCCUACAACAUCGCUGAACGGUUGAAUCCAAAAUAUGUCAGGGGUCGAGACUUCUGUCUCGCCUUCCUUCGAUGUGAGAAGUUUGACUGUCAAGAGGCAGCCCUUCGUAUCAUACGCCAUUUUCAAAUGAAGUUGGAUUUGUUUGGUCAGGAUAAGCUUGUGAUGGACAUUAUCCAAGAUGAUUUGGAUAUGGACGACAUGGAUGCUGUCUACAGCGGAGCUGGACGCUUUCUGAAUGCAUAUGAUAGCGGUGGAAGGAUUAUCAAUUUUGUGACAGGAGUACCGAAAGUGUACGAAACUGAUACAAUUCUCAGGCGAGCGUUUUACAAUACUAUGCUUGCUUUUCGUGACAACGCGGAGGUACAACGGCGUGGAGCAGUUACUGUCGGCUGGAAUGCUGGUGAUGGGAAAGGAACAAGCUGGGACAAUGCUGAUUUGAACUGGAAACUGCCAAAGUUGCAUCAAGCAACUCCCAUGCGGGCAUCAGCAGUUCACUUGUGCUAUACAGAUGACACUUGGAAGGAAAAACUUGCGGUAAUUACAAUGGGUUUCAACAAGCAGGUCCAAGUGAGAGUCAGAGUUCAUUAUGGCACCGUUCAAGAGUGCCUGCAACAUUUACGGCGACAUGGAAUUGACCCAGCUUGCAUCCCAGUCAAUGAACAAGGCAAAAGCAUAGACCAUUUGGAAUAUUGUCGUCGACUGGAGCAAGAGCGGAGACAUGAGCGCCUAAACUAUCCCCUUCGACAUAACAUUGGAGUUCCCUUUCCCCAAGAUGUGCUUCUCGGGAAAGGCACUCCCUUUCAGAAUCACCCAGGUAACACGAAUCUUCGGAAGGUGGUCGUCGAUCGAUACAAGGAGUAUGAAAAGGCCCAAAAAGGUUUAAAGAAGGUAAUUGCUAAAGAAAUCGUUGAUGCCAUCAGGGGCAACGGAGGCCUAUUUUUGAAGCAAGAUGGAAAGAAGUGGGUCCCAGCCAACGAUGAAGUAGCUGUGUUGAAAGUCAGCGCUGCUUUUCGAACGUUGCGGGGUAAGGGCGGGGUAGCAUAG